Molecule: messenger RNA, 1639 nt
Organism: Manihot esculenta (cassava)
Lineage: Eukaryota; Viridiplantae; Streptophyta; Magnoliopsida; Malpighiales; Euphorbiaceae
Product: zinc finger RNA-binding protein
Exons: 2
Coding region: 177-1082 (301 amino acids)
Molecular function (GO): nucleic acid binding; zinc ion binding
Source: RefSeq, a predicted model, not a curated record
CCAAAGUGAGAGAAGACUUGCGAAUAUCUCGCGUAAAAUAAAGCAAAUUUCUUCUUCCUCGUUGGCUUCUGUAAGCUCUCUCUUUCUCUCGCUGGACUGAACCAACAACCAUCAGGGAAGAGGAAAAAUCAAUGUAUAUGUGAAAUUUAAUUUCAGGAUUACAACCUCCGCCUGAAAUGAACCCAAUCCCUAACCCUUACCCUAACCCUAUCCCUAAUUCUAAUCCACCACCCAUUGACCCUUAUUACUCCUCUUAUGCCCAAAACCCCAAUACUCAAUUCUCUCUUCAGCCACUCCAUUAUGUCUAUACUAAUCCCUCCGAUGCCGCUUCCUCCGCCAACGCGCUCAGACCACCUGGAGUGGACUCCUACCCCUCCCUAACCUCUUUCCCACAACCCAACCCCCUCUCUUAUGUACAAGCUGACGCCUCUGGGUACUAUUUGGAUCCCAAUUUGCAGAUUUGGGCUGCCAAGGAGGCCAUCCAGCAGUAUGGUACGGACCCGGCUGGAUAUGGAGGCGCUGUUGCUGUCAUGAUACCUCAAGGGGCAACUGAACAGUUGGCCGUUGCACAUCAAGAGUCCACCGUGUGGACGAACUUAGCAUUUCAGCUUCAGGGAAAUGGAGCUUUGAAGAAACACCAAAAGAAAACAAAGGUUGUUCAAUCUGCUUAUUGCGAAGUUUGCAAGGUAGACUGUAACAGCAAUGAAGUACUUGACCAGCAUAAAUUGGGAAAGAAGCACAGGAAAAACAUGGAGAAAUUACAAGCGGCUGCUGCAGGCCCCAGUGCUUCAUCAGUGUCGUGUAAUCUAAUUAUUGGGCCAAAGGAAGACCCGGAUAAGGUCAAAGUUGGCAAUGGACAAAAGGGACAAAAGGGAAAGAGGAAAGCAGCUGCACCAGCAGAAGAUUUAGAGACAAAGAGAAGAAAAAUUGUUGAAGGUGGGGCAGCAGCAGAGGCAAUCAGAGUAUGUGCAAUUUGUAAUGUGGUUUGCAAUAGUGAGAAUGUGUACAAUUAUCAUCUCACUGGACGCAAGCAUGCUGCAAUGCUGAAGAAACAUGGAGUAAGAAUGGUUUCUGCCUCCUAAAAUAAAAUAUCUGGAAUUUGGCAAAGCUAGCACUCCUGUGAUUUUCAGUGCUUACUAUGUCCAUAUUCUAAUUGGAAGAUGUUACCUGUUUUGCAUUGGUGCUGUUUUAGAGAACAAACUUUCGUGCAGAAAUUUGAGGAAUGUUCUUGUUGACUCCCUAGGACGCAUUCAUUGAAGUUAAAAGCUUCUGGCCUUCAUUGAGAAAUCUCAAGCUAAUCCUACCAUCCUAUACAAAUAGCCAUUACCUUCGAGGAACAUAUGUGAAUCACUGGCACAGCAUGGGAGACCGAGAAUCUUGUGCAUACCAGGUGUAGGUUUCAAUUUUACUUCCCCCUUUUCCAUUGUUUUUAAUUGUUAUCUAUUAAAUGGUAUUGUUGCUAGUUAAUUUGUAUCAGUUGGAAGGGGUGUGAGUGUCAUCAUCUGUAUGAGACAGGCCUAUUUAAGAUUGUGCCAGUCAGAGACUCUCAAGUUAAUUUCAAACAGAUCAAGUUUACAUUUGGUUAGGAAUUUAGAUGUUUCUUAUUUUUCUUUUUUAUGUGACAGCAUAUUUAUCUCUC